CAUGAAAUGGGCGAGAAGUACCACAUUUAUGUCGCAUCUCUGGAUGUAGAAAGUCAUGAGAGCAUCCAGAAGUGUGUGGAAGAGGUGCAAGAGCUGCUGCAAAAGGAAGGUCUAAACUGCCUCAUAAACAACGCAGCUAUCAACGUGGAGGGUGACUUUCACACUGUUUCUGCUGAGAAGAUGAUUAAGAACUUCCACACUAAUGCUGUGGCUCCUCUGAUGAUCACUAAGCCCAUAUGGAGGCAGAAAAUGAUGCUCCUAUCAUCGAGCUAUUUCUCCGGGAGGUUGCUGUCAUCUGCUGGUGUUCUGAGGUUUCCCUUCUCAGCUGCAGUUAAGUAUAGCAUCCUCAGCUUGUCAGUCGCUCUUCUUCUUAUAGCGUUGGGUAUCUUGGCCUGGCAGGCCUUCCGAUGCUUCAGACGCCCAGCUCCCAUCCACCCUCUGCCUGAAGCAGUGAAUCGUGAUUUGCUGCACACCGAUGAUGUAUCUGAAAUAACAAGACAGUACAAAGGAAUGCCAACCAUCAAGGUCGAGGAUGUUGAUACGGACAUCUUGAAAUCCACAGAACAAAGAGGAGAGGACAAGAAGUUUGACGGCUGGCUCCACUAUUCUUUAUACUACGACGACCAGCAGCACCAUCUUGUGGUGACUGUCUUGGAGGUGGAGGGGCUUCACCAAGAAAGACAAACCUGCAGCCUCCAACUGUUUGUCCAAGUGAAGCUGCUUUGGACUGGACCAGAGAUGGAGGGACCUUAUAUUGAUGAAGGGGGUAAAGGGAAACCACUCACCCUGUGCACAGUUCUGCAGGACUGGCGCACUCGCAUUGUAAAAGGGACGUGUAACCCCUUGUUUGGAGACCAGUUCAGCUGUAUUCUGCACAAUGAAAAGGAGCUGGAGCACAUCGAUCUCAGGAUGGAGGUGAGAGACUUUGAUAAAUUCUCCAGACACACAGCAUUGGGAGAGGUGAGAACCCCUCUACGACGGCUGAAUAUCUCCUACCCUCUGGAGCUGAAAGGAAAGCUCAACACUCCCCGCAAGGAUCUUGUAGGGGAAGUGCUUUUGUCAUUGAAGUUUCUUCCAACUUCUCAGAGAAUUGAGGUCGGGGUGUUAAAGGUUCGAACAGUCCAUAAGGAGCUGCACUUGGAUGCAGCCCUCUAUGUCAGGAUCAGUGUGCAGUGCAACCAGUGCAAGUUGAAGUACCAGAAAACCUCUGCAGUGCUACGUGGCACAAUGACCGUCUUCAAUGAAGUUCUUGUUUUCUCCUUGCCAGAACUUCCUCUGCAAGAGUGUAAAAUUUUGGUCAACGUUUUUGAGACUCACUCAAGUAGGAAAUCAUCCAAGAACCUCAUUGGACAGUUGACUGUGAAUAAGGACAAGAAUUCCGAAAAUGAACACUGGGCUCUUAUACUCCGCUCAAUCCGCCAGCCGAUAGCGAGAUGGCAUUCUCUACUUAUCUGAGUUAUGUCUCAACAACUUUUUCUCGACCUUCUGGAUGUGUGCAUUCCUUUUUGAAUUAAGUGGAUAGCACUAUUCAUUAACAAAAGACUUUGAAUGCAUUUUCUUCCUGCUUGAAAUUUUUUAGCUUUUCCAAAUUUAUUAACAUCCUAAAAAAAUGAUAAUAGUAAAUAUAUACAUUAAAUACAGUAUAUUCCUCCACAACAUGACUAACCUGUGGACAUUUGUAACGAGCCUUUACUACCCUCUUGUGGUUAAAAAAAUUUCUAAUUUUGUUUUUUAACCCAUGCACCCAUUAUCUGAGCCGCUUAUCCUCACAAGGCCCGUGGGCGUGCAGGAUCCUACCCAUCCAUGUAAAUGUUAAAUGAAAAGGGGGCAAAUCAAAUCCUG
Molecule: messenger RNA, 1842 nt
Organism: Syngnathoides biaculeatus (alligator pipefish)
Lineage: Eukaryota; Metazoa; Chordata; Actinopteri; Syngnathiformes; Syngnathidae
Gene: syt19
Product: synaptotagmin XIX
Exons: 10
Coding region: 7-1455 (482 amino acids)
Biological process (GO): cellular response to calcium ion; calcium-ion regulated exocytosis; regulation of dopamine secretion
Cellular component (GO): synapse; axon
Molecular function (GO): SNARE binding; calcium-dependent phospholipid binding; calcium ion binding
Source: RefSeq, a predicted model, not a curated record